AUCCCAGUUUCUUGUUUGAUGAGAAAAGCGCUUUUGCGUUCCAGGAGUUGUGUUGCACUCUACAAAGCUGUGCGUAUUACUGAACUGGACUCAACUUUACACCUACAUCUACACCUGUAAGCUUUAUUCAGCUACAGAGACUUAGAGACAACCAUGAAGAGUUUAAAGUACCGCUUGAAAAGGCACGAAGUCACCAUCACAAACACCGACUGGAAUAAGUAUGAUGACAGGCUGAUGAAGGCAGUAGAAAAAGGAGAGGUGGACAAGGUGACAGCCGUCCUCAGUAAGAAAGGCAUCAUCCCCACCAAACUAGACGUAGAGGGCCGCUCUGCUUUCCAUCUUGCUGCCUCCAGAGGACAUUUGGAUUGCCUUAGUGUCAUCCUUCUCCAUGGUGUUGAUGUCACAGCCAAUGAUGCCACAGGAAAAAAUGCUUUACACUUAGCAGCCCGGAAUGGACAUUCGUUGUGUGUGCAGAAGCUUCUACAGCAUAACUGCCCUGCUGGAAAUGUGGACCUGCAGGGAAAAACAGCUCUGCAUGAUGCUGUCAUGGCCGGCUGUUCGUCCAGUGUUAAGUUGUUGUGUGACAGUGGGGCUUCGGUCAACGCUAGUGACUUUGAUGGAAGAACUCCAUUGGUUCUGGCCACUCAGAUGUGUCAUCCACGUAUCUGUCAGCUCCUGCUGGAUCGAGGGGCUGACAUCCGAGUGCGUGACAAGCAGAACAAAACCGCCUUGAUCCUGGGCUGUGAAUUUGCCUGUAAAGAUGCUGUAGAGGUUUUGUUGAAGAGCGGAGCUGAUGUCACUGCCGUCGACAGCUUCGGCCAUGACAGCUAUCACUAUGCCCGACUCAGCAAAAACCAGGAGCUCAUCAACCUGAUCAAGAGCUAUCUGGAUAACGUGAAAGCCAAAGAAGCCAGCAAAGUGGAGCUGAAGAAGAGACAGGAUCUUGAGAAGCAGAAUGAAAGCCAACAGGAGACACUGAAGAAGUAUCAUCAGGAACAGAGGGCUCUACUGGACAAAGUCAAUAUUCUGCAACAUCAGCUCAGUCAGGAGAAGUCUGUGGUGGAGGACUUUCACAAAGAGAGGGAGCAUCUGAAGCGCAUGCUGUCUGCCAGAGAGAAAGAGACCACAGCUCCUGAGACUGUGAAGGUUCAGCACCGGAGCCAUCUGGGAGAUUACUUGGGCCAGUCUGUGAUUAAAGGGAAAGAAACUGUUCUUGUCAGACAAGGUCAAAGUCUAGAUUCAGCUCAGGUUUUGCAGCCUUCUGUUCCAUCACGUUCCAUAUCCCGGCCCUUAGAGCUCUCUCACCCAGUGAUCUCAACCCCUAACGAGGUGGAGACGUUACGUCAGGAGCUAAAGUCCACACGUAAGCAGCAGGAGGCUGCACAGGAAGAAGUAGAACGCCUCCAGGCAGCACUCACACGAAAGUCCAAGGAGUGCGAAGAGCUUGUUCAGAGUCGUGACUCCACAAAAAGAGAAGCAGAUCGGCAGAUUCAGGAACUAGAGGGGGCAUUGGGAGACGUCCAGAAGAGGAUGCUGGACUCUGAAUCUAAGGUCAAGCAGCUACAGCAACAUGUGAUAACAGUAAAGGAGCAUCUCGGCAACCAAAUGUUAGAUGACCUCAAAGCUCAGCUGAGUGAGGUCAAGGUUAAAUAUGAAGGUGCUUCAGCUGAGGUCGGUCGGGUCAGGAAUCAUUUGAAGCAGAGCGAGAAAGCUCUAGAGGAGUAUAAAAAGAGUGAAAGUGUAUUGGCUGAAGAGGUCGAGAAGCUGACAGGUGAGCUGAAUGCAUCACGAGAAGAGUGUGAUGAGCGUGCUGCGACCCUUCUAAAAAUGGAGACUCGUGUUAAAGAAGCAGAGAAACGUCUGGCCAUCAUGGUGCCAGGAGAGAAGUUCGACAACAUGAAGAACCUUCUGACUAAUGCGGUGGACGAAAAGGAGAGGCAGCUGGUGGAGCUGCGGGAGGACUACGAUCGUGUUCUGGAAGAGGUGUCUGAACUCCACAGGGAGGUGGACCACAGGGACACUGUCCCACUUCAGGAACACGAGAGACUCAGGGUGGCUCUGGAGGAACAGAGUGAUAUCCUGAAGAAAAAGCUGGCAGACGUCACUUCUAAAUGUCAGUCCCUAAUCUGUGAGGUCGAGGAUGGUGAAGAUGAGAAGGAGCUGCUUCGAGAAGAGCUGCAGGAACUCAGCAAAAAUAUCAAGACACAGUUUGUUCCCGUUGAGACCCAUGAGGAAUUGAAGAAGACGUUGAGUCUUGCUUUGGAGGAGCUUAAGGACCAGCUCGAUGAGGCAACCGGUAGAAGAAAUCAUGCUGAGGAUCAGCUGAGAAGGCUCCAAGAAGAGAAAUCCUCUCUGACUGAAAACAUCAGCAUCCUCAAGAGCACACACAUACCCAACGAAAGGUACGAAAGUGAGAUGGCUGCACUUUUGGCCCAAAAAGCAGGGAUGGAAAAGGAUCUAGAGAAUCUCCAAAAGAAGUCCAAAGAUAAAGAGAAGGAGCUUGAGGUUGUGGUUGCCGAGAACAUUGCUCUGAAACAGAGCUUGGAGGGACAGUUUGUUAAAAGGGAAGUGUAUGAGAGAGUGCAGAAAGAGUUACAAGAAGCUUUGGAGAACGCAAAGACAGAAAUUCACAAAUUGGAGGAAGAUAGAAAAGUUAAAGAAGACGAGUUGAAGAAGGUGAAAGAGGGAAGUGUUACGUUAAAAGAAAAUUUGCAGGAGAAAUUGGAAAAGGAUUAUAUUAGCAUUGUUGACCAUGAGGCAAUGAAAAGCCAGUUAAACAGGGCUUUAGCUGAAGCAGAAAGUAGUGCUAAAGAGGCCUUCUCCAAAUACAAGGAUAUUCAGGAAAGUACUUUAAAACUUCACAAAGAAAUUGAAGACCAGAAGAAAGAGCUGGACACUAUUCAUGAAGCCAUUCAAUCGAAAUUUGUGCCAGCGAGUACCCUGGAGGAAAAAGAAAAGGCCUUCAAUACCACUGUGAAGGAUCUAAGAGAGCAAUUAGCAAAAAUGGAAGAGAAAUACAAAAGUGCAAAGAGUAAUGUGGACCAUGAGAGACGUGACAAAGAAACGGUGAAAUUAGAGAUGGAGACCGUGCAGCGGAAACUGGAGGCUAACUUGGUGUCUAGUGAAAAAUGCAGAGAAAUAGAAGAAGGCUAUAAAGGCCAGAUGGAGAACUUGACUCUAAAGUUAGUGGAACUGGAACAGCAGUAUAUGGAGGUAACUGUUCAGAGAGCUGAACUGGAGGAGCAGAACUCGCUCUGCAAUGCUGAAAUGAAGAAUCUUCAACAGAGUCUAGAAAACGAAUAUGUUCACCUGGAGCAGUUUGAAUCCAUGAGAAACUCCCUGACCUGCAGUUUGCAGGAGGCACAGACUGAGUGCAAGGUCCUCACAGAGACCUACAAUUUGGAGGUCCAGCGCAUUCACAAACUGGAAAAAGAGCUACAGAGCCACAUUACUGAUGCUGACUUACUGAAUCAACACAGCCAUGCCAAAGAGAACCUGGAAAGAGAAGUGGUCAAGCUCCGUAUGGCCCUGAGGCAAGAAGAGGAGAUUAGUUCCCAGAGGGCUGAGGACGUAGCUACUCUUCAGACAGAGCUCCUCAGAGCAACGCAUGCCUUGGAUGAACUUCGCAGCCAUGAAGGUCAGCUGGUCGAGCUCAAAGCUGAGAAGCAGAGGCUAGAGGAAGAGGUAGGGGAGCUCAGUGAUCGACUCUUGGGUCUAGAAGAGCAGUGCGAUGAACUAUACCAGGAAGCAGCAAAGGCCAAAGAAGCCGAAAAUAGAGCAAAGAUGGAGACUGAAGCCCUGCAGACCAAGAGCACCUCAAUUGAGAAAGAGAUCCAAGAUCUCAAAGAGAGAUACGAUGACUCACUGAGCACCAUCGGAGACCUCCAGAAAAGGAUUCAGGCGUCCUCAGAGCAGACCGAGGCCAAAGACAAAAGGAUCUCAGAGCUGUUGGCAGAUGUGGAGAGGUUGAAACAGGCUCUCAAUGGUUUAUCCCAGCUGGCUUACACUGGCAACACUCCCAACAAGAGACACGCUCAACACAUUGACACACUCCAGGCACAGGUCAAGAGCCUCCAGCAGCAGCUGGCUGAUGCUGAGAGGCAACAUAGAGAGGUGGUAUCAAUUUAUCGAACUCAUCUUCUCAGUGCUGCACAGGGUCACAUGGAUGAAGAUGUUCAGGCAGCGUUGCUGCAGAUUAUCCGAAUGAGGCAGCAGUUUGUGUGUUAAACCCGGCAUUGAGACGUUUUCUGACUCAAAUCCACUGUAUCCACUGAAGGUGUGCAGUUAGACAACAGGAUCAGCCAAAAAGCCGAAAAAGAUAUUAGAAACGUCCCAAAUCACAGAUCAGCAUAAGCAGCAGAUGCCUUUUAAGUUACUAAUCUCGUUUCCUUUGUCAUUCGGUUAGGUUUUUUUUUUUUUAUUUUUAACCUAUUUAUUUUCCUUGAAAAUCUGCAGUGUACCUAUAAAUUAUACCCCUAAAAGCUCAUCAAAGGUACAUCAGUGAUCCUUAACAAGCUUAUAAUUGAAUGCAUUUUAAAGCUGUGAUCAAUUCACUUUUCUUAGAUGUAGAAGUAGACGAUUUGGAAUGAAGAGAAUAAUCUGUAUGAGAGAUGUCGAGGAAGAAUAAUCGAGUGGUUUGAUAUUUCGUGUUGGAAGUGUGUUUUGGAAACAACCCUAACCCCCUCCUCCUCCUCCUCCUCCUCCUCCUCCGCCGCCGAAGCUGCAGUGCAUUGUGGGAUUUCCUUUUCUACACUAAGCAUUCAGAUUUAAUAAAACUAUCAAUUUUUCUUCUGUACACAUAAAGAGGAAAGCUACAAUUUUAGUUAUCUACAGAUAAAACAGGUCAGGGAGCAGGACUCCGGCACUUUAUUUUUUCAACCUUUUUUUUUUUUUAUAUAUAUAUAUGUAAGUUUAUAGUAUUAAGCUUGAUCAUGUUUCGCUCACUGAUGAAGUGGAAGCCAGUUGUGCAGUCAUGGAUUUGAGUUAGUGGACGUUAAUGUGCUAGCUGACACAAGACGCAGCCUGGAGGUGAUGCCUGGAUGAUGAUGCCCUCUUGUGGUGUGACUUGGCUGGCCAAGUUUGAUGACAUAAAUAGUUCUUUGUGGUUCGAUUUAUUGUAUCGCUGCAGAUGUGAUGCAUUUGUGAUAUUUUUUUUUUUUUCUUGGUGCUUCCAAAAUCUGAUAUUUUUAUCAGGGCUUUGUACUACUUUUGAUUAAUGGUCACCAUGUUUAUGGUAAUACUAUUCAGCAGGACUGGAGUAGAAUGACACUAUACCUAUUCUAGGUACUUUUUCAUUUUAUUAAUGUCUAUUUUUUCCCCCGAAUCAGAAAUAGGACAUCGCAUUUUAGAAGCCACUAGCUGACCUUUAGCUUUAGCACUGACGUUAGCAAGAAAUUAUGACAGCAAGUUUUAUCAGCACAUAUUGACUGUGCUCUUAUGUUUAAUAACUGCGCUGAUGAUAAUUUAUUGCAUUAAAAAAUGGCUACUGAUUUUUACUAACUUAUAUGAACCGAGGUUUUUAGUUAUAUUGUGUAGAUUGUGCCAAAUCUUACAAGAGGAGACUAAUCAUUUACGUUCUGCUAUUUGAUCUUGAAGUAGUUUGCAUUAUAUUUUACACACACACAUAUAUAUAUAUAUAUAUUUUUUUUUUUUUGCUUUUUUGUUUUGUUUUAAACAAUA
Messenger RNA from Tachysurus vachellii, 5679 nucleotides. It is a transcript of the gene uacab, whose product is annotated as uveal autoantigen with coiled-coil domains and ankyrin repeats b. Gene Ontology annotation, molecular function: actin binding. NCBI's taxonomy places the organism in Eukaryota, Metazoa, Chordata, Actinopteri, Siluriformes, Bagridae. The transcript has 18 exons. The coding region runs from base 154 to 4227 and encodes 1357 amino acids. The record is from RefSeq and is a predicted model, not a curated record.